Molecule: messenger RNA, 4728 nt
Organism: Plasmodium berghei ANKA
Lineage: Eukaryota; Apicomplexa; Aconoidasida; Haemosporida; Plasmodiidae
Product: tRNA wybutosine-synthesizing protein, putative
Exons: 1
Coding region: 1-4728 (1575 amino acids)
Biological process (GO): tRNA methylation
Cellular component (GO): cytoplasm
Molecular function (GO): tRNA methyltransferase activity; protein binding
Source: RefSeq, a predicted model, not a curated record
AUGUAUCAUUUCUUGGAACAGAAAAAAAACGUUUUAAAAAUAAUAAAUAAUGAAAGCAGUUUAUUUAGGUAUGUAGAUAUUUAUAAAAAUUGUGAAAAUGAUGUAUAUAAUAUAUAUUUGAAUAUAUAUAAAGCACAAAAGAAUGGGAUCGGAAAUGAUGAAAUAAAUAAUACCUUUAAAUAUUCGCAAUGCUGUAAGGAAAUACCUCAUGAUAAUAAUAAAUUUAUUGAAAAAAAAGUUAAAGAAAUAAUAGAGAAAAAAGAAAUAAUUGAAAAAGAAAAUGAUAAAUCAAUAAAAAAAAGUAUCGAUUUAUUAAUUUAUCCAUGUAUAUACGAAAUUAAUAUGAACGAAAAUUAUUUUACAAGUUCGUGUUGUUCAGGUAGAACAAUCAUAUUUUGUGAAGCUGAUAAAUCGAAAAAAGAAAAUAAAAAAAAAACGAUUUCCAAUAAUAAUUUAGACACACCCAAUAGUGUUAAUGGAUUAGAGGUUAAUUGUAAAGAUAAACAAUUUCUUUCGUAUUUAAAAAAAAAAUAUAUAUUAAAAAAGUUUAUGUUAACUAAUGAAAAUGAAGAUGAAAAAAAAAAAUAUAUCGAUAUAAAUAAUUAUAAAUAUUUUUCGAUCUCAGAAAAGGAACCCAUUCACAGAAAAAACGUUAAAUUAUUUUAUUGUAGUCAUUCGCAUCACAACUUGGAAAUCGAUACAAAAAAUAUAAAAAAAAAAUUGUUAGAAAAUUGGAAACAAGACUUUUGUUAUAUAUUAAAUCAAAAAAAAUAUUUAUCUAAAAAUGAUGAAAAUUUGGAUACACCUAAUAAGGAAGAAUUUCGAGAUAUUAAAAAUAAAAAUUUGAUUCAUAGUUUUAGUGAUAAUGAAAAUAUAGAUAAUUAUUUCGGAUUAAAUAAAAAAAAAAUUGAAAUAAAAAAAAAAAAAAAUGUAUACAUAAAAUUCGAACCUUUUAUUAUUCAUGUAAAAUGUAUUGAUUUAUUUACUGCAUUAAAGUUACUAAAAAUAACUCAAAUUGCUGGAUUGAAACAAAGUGGUAUUCUUAAUUUUAAUAAACAUGUAACUGUUGCAAUUAGAGGGUCAAUGAGAUUAGAGCAUUAUUUGGGAAAUCUGUUAGAUAUAGAUAUAAAUAAAAUGACAGAAUUAAUUGAUAUAUGCAAUAAUAAAAUGUCUAAAAAUAUUAUGCAACUUAUACACUUUUAUAAAUGUUAUAAAGAACAAAUGUAUACAACCAAUAAUGAAUUUUUUGAUAUUAAUUACAAAUUUGUGUGCGAUAAAAACCAGAUAAAUGACCAUGCAAAUAAUAUUGGAGAAAAAAAAACAAAUAAUAAUAAACCGAUCGAAAUUGGUGAGAUGGAAAAUAGGUGUUUUAGAAAAAUGGAGAAUACAAAAAAUAAAAAAACAAUAAAUAUGAAAAAAAGGGAUACAAAUAUAAAACAAAUAAACUUAAAAAAAUAUAAUGUAGAAAUAUUAGAAAAAGGGGAAAUCAUAAAUAUAAAUACCGAAAGUAAUGCAGUAAAUUGGUCGGUUUUUCCAAAGAAAAAUGAUGUUCAUAAUUUUUUUGUUUGGGGGCAUGAUAUGUUUAUGGAUAAAAAUAAAAUUUAUUUAUUUGGAGGGUUUACGAAAGGAGUUAGAAAUAAUAAAUUAAAAAUUUAUGACAUAUUAAAUAAAGAAAUCAUAAUAAAUGAAACUGAAUUACCAUCUUUGGCAUUUCACGUUUUUUUAAAAUUAGAUGACAAUUAUGCAUUUAUAUUUGGGGGAAGAAAAAAUCCCCAAAUAUGUUCUAACAAUGUAUGGAUUUAUAAUAUUAGAAAAAAUACUUGGAAUUUGGCAAAAAUUAGAUAUAAUAUGAGUAGUGAGCAUAUUGAAAAAAAUAGCAAAGAUUCUGAAAAAUGUGAAAAUUGUCAAUAUAAUGAAGUACCAGCUCCAAGAUACAGGCAUGCAUGUGUAGUUGUAAAAAGAUAUAAAAAAAAAGGAAAUAAUUCAAGUGUUUAUAUAUUUUAUACAUAUGGAGGUGUGAAUAAUUCAAGCUUAAUUUUAAAUGAUAUUUGGAAAGGAAAAAUAACGAUAAAUGAAAAAAAUGAUGAAGCCUAUAUUGUAUGGAAUAAAAAAGGGAAUUAUAAUAUUCAAAAAAAUAUAAUUCCAAUUAAAAAUCACUCUAUGAUUUAUAAUAAUAAAAAAAAUAUAAUUUAUAUUAUUGGAGGUAAUUAUGGAAAAGUUUGGGAAAUGGAUAAAGAAAAUUGUAUUAUCAACAGCUCAGCAUUUGAAGAAAUAGAGGAAAAUAAUAAUAAACAAAUAUUAUACAAUAUUGAAAAUAUAAAUUAUAUAUAUAUAUAUAGUAUUAAAACAAAUUUAUUUCAUUUUAUAAAAUGUGAAGGCGAUGAUAAAUACAAUUUUCCUUUAUGUCGAUUUUCUCAUACAUGUUGUUUAAUUGACACGAAUUAUUUUGUAUUAAUAGGAGGGUUAAAUUAUCAUAGAACAUUAAACGAUAUAUGGAUAUUUAAUAUGAAACAAAAUAAAUGGUAUUAUUUAGAUAAAUUUGAUUUCAAUAGUAUGUAUGUAAGAUCAAAAGUUGUGUGCGAAAAUUAUAAUAUAUAUAUUAUUGGUGGUGGCUGUAUUAUUUUCACAUUUGGAAGUUUUUUCGAUUUACCUGUACAUGCAAGUUUUAGGGAAGCUAUUGUGGAUAUAAAAAAGUGUAAUUCAAAUGAUAUGAACAAGGGAAUAAAAAAAUAUAUAUAUGAAAAAAAAACAAAUAUAUAUAAGAACAAUGAUAUAGAAGAAAAUAAAAAAUCAUCUCUAUAUGUAAAAGAUAUCAAAAUUAAAAAAAUAGAAAAGUGCAAAAAAAAUGGAGACACCUCAUAUAACUCAGAUCUAUAUAUUAUAGCAAAGGAUAAAAUAUUUGUUAAGGAAAUAAAAAAUUAUUUAGAAAAUGUAAACAAUUUUGAUAAAAGCAGAAAAAUUGUUUUCUCUCAAUUUAGUAUAAACAAUAUUAAAAAAGAAGGGUUUUAUGUACCAAUUAAGAGAAAAAUGGAUAUGUCAACAAAUUUUUUAGAAAAAAUAUUUUUGUGUGACAAUAAGGGAAUAUUUUAUAUGAACGGCAAGGUAAAAAAUGAAAAAACAAAUUUAAAAAAAAAAUUAAAAGAAUUAUUUGAAAAUUUUGUAAAUAAUAAAAUAAAAAAUUAUUUAAAUGAGUCGGGUAAAAGCUUAAUUUUACGAGCUUGUAAUAAAUAUGAAAUAAUAGGAAAUAUCCUAAUAUUUCAUUAUAUGCAUUUAAAACCGUUGAUAGAUUUGUGCAUUCCAUAUUUGAAGGAAAGUGAACAAAAUAAAGAAGGUAUAGGCUUAUUGCUGUUGCGAAGAAGAAAAGAAAAAUGGAAAAAAAAAGAAAAAUAUGAAAAAAAAAAGAAAUAUAUUGAUAUUUAUACUAUGAUGAAAAUGAAGUAUAAAUAUAACAAUCUUAUGAAACUUAUCUACAUUUUUUUUGUAUCUAUAAAAAAAAAUUUUAAUUAUUAUACACACAAAAAAAGCAGAAAUAAUUUAAAAACUAAUUUAUUUGGAGGAAUAAGAAGAUACAACAAAAGUCUUUUCAAAUAUUUAGCAGCCAAACAAAAUAAACGAAAGAAAGUUAUUAAAAGUUUUAGAAUGUACAUAGAAGAAGGAAUAAUAUGCAGAAAUAAAUUUUUAAAGAUUCAUAAAUACGGGAAUGUAAAAAUUAGAAUGUUUAAGCAUGAUGAAAUUUGUAGAGAAAAGAUAAAAUCUAUUGCUAUAUAUGAAAAAAUAACUGGAAAAUUAAGAAAAAACAAAAUAUAUUUAAUGAAUGGGCAAAAUUUAAAAACAAUACAUACAGAAAAUAAUGUUAUGUACAAAUUAGAUUUAAGCAAAUGUAUGUUUUGUUCUGGUAAUGGUACCGAAAAAGAACGAAUGAAAAAUAUUUUUUUAAAAAAAAAAAUAAAUAUAUAUGAUAAUAAUAACCAUUAUAUGGCUGAAGACUUUCGAGAAAAUGUUGUGGAUUUAUUUUGUGGGGCAGGAUAUUUUACACUUCCUUUGUUAAAAUUUAUAGGAGAUAGAAAAAUAAAUAAUUAUUAUGCAUUUGAUAUUAACCACCAUUCAUUGAGUUUUUUAAAAAAAUCAAUAAAAUUAAAUAAUAUAAAAAAAAAAAACUUAUAUAUAUUAAAAGAAAAUUCUUUUCAUAUGUCAAAAAAUGAUAACAUAAUUAAAAAGUGCCAUCGAAUUUUAUUGGGGUUAUUACCAAAUAGUAAAAAUGCAUGGAAAAAGGGUUUUAAUUUAAUAGAUGAUAAAAUAGGAGGUACAUUGCAUAUACAUGGAGUUGCAGAAGAAUGUUAUAAGGAUAAUUUAUUUUUUGAAAUAUUAAAUACUUAUGAAUAUGAAAGAUAUAAUAAAACAAUGGGAAUUGAUAAUACAAAGGAAACAAAUGUGUUAGAAUUUUUGAAAAUUGGUAAACGGAAUCGUGAUGAAAAAGAUAACAAUGUUAACAAACAUGAAGUAAUAAAUAAAGAAAUUAAUCAUAAAUAUUCAGGAAGUAAUAUAUCACCUCGAUUAAAUUUUGCUCAAUAUGUUUUGAUAGAAAUUUUUAAAAUAGCUAUGGAAGACUAUAAAAUAUAUAAAACACAUUGGGAAGUUAGUAUUUCACAUGUUGAAAAAGUUAAAUCAUAUGCUCCUUAUAUUUAUCACUAUGUAGUUGAUAUUGAAUGCAUUCCUCAAUUAAAAUAA